AUGCCUCAAGAUGUUUCAAUGUGUUUACAGGUAGAUGCCCCCGCUAUUCUUGCAUCUCUACUUUCUGAGCCCCAACCGGAGGUCCGGGCUGCAGCUGUUUUUGCUCGGGCAACUGUCGAUUUCGGGGAAGUGCCCCCAGACGGCCUGCGAUGUGGCAGUGAAGGCGGCAGCUUAAGGUUGGUGACUACUGGAAUAAUUGACAGCGUGCGGUAUUCCUUUGGUGGGCAUCUGUCGAUUUCUCGUGGUCAUGAAUCCACUGGUGAUGUGGAUGAGAUUCCAGCAUUUGAUUUCGCAGAAUGGUUGAAAACAACAGUGUCGGGGAGGGACUAUGUGGUGAUGAAGCUGGGCAAUUGA
Fraxinus pennsylvanica is the source of this 354-nucleotide messenger RNA. NCBI's taxonomy places the organism in Eukaryota, Viridiplantae, Streptophyta, Magnoliopsida, Lamiales, Oleaceae. The record is from the annotation of a GenBank genome assembly.